Messenger RNA from Balaenoptera musculus (blue whale), 8479 nucleotides. It is a transcript of the gene GOLGA3, whose product is annotated as golgin A3. The coding region runs from base 712 to 5208 and encodes 1498 amino acids. Lineage: Eukaryota; Metazoa; Chordata; Mammalia; Artiodactyla; Balaenopteridae. The transcript has 24 exons. The record is from RefSeq and is a predicted model, not a curated record.
UUGCCAGACUUCGGGCAAAGUUUUGCUACCUUAAACUCAGCCUGGCAGGAUGGGCUGAAAGAUAACAGAUCCUGCGAGAAAUGAAGGAUGCGUCGGUUACCUGCUGUGACAUGCUGUCUCUGCCCCCAUCCCGGGACGGCUACUUCCCUGUGUCCUCGCCCCCUGUGCUUUCCUCCAACAGCGUCCGGUUUACCAUGUCCCACGCCAUCGCGUCUUCCACGUUGCCCUCUGGAUCUGAGCUGUGUCUUGGGCACUGACAUGCCAGGUCUCCUGGGGCAGGAGCUUGUCCUUUGAGCCCUGUGAGCUCUUGGGCCUGUGUGUCCAGUACAGAAGCCACUGGCCACCUGUGGCUAUUUACACACAAAUUAGUUAAAUUUAAAUAAAUACAGACUCAGCUCCUCAGUCACCCAAGGCCCACCCCCAGCUCCGUGGCCACCUCUGCCGAUUCUAGCGCCGCUUGUGGAGCUUCUCACCCUGGCAGGACGGUCUUUAGCCGGCACCAGUGCAGGCGCCCUGCGGGGAUGGGCCCAGGUAUCAUGGUAUUACUUGGUUUGAUUUCAGGCCAUUUGUGAGACUUUAGAUCUUCCGAAAAUGGCAAACCCAGUGCGGUCCCUCCCAGGAGCUCUUGGCCGUUGCUGAUGGCAGAAACCAAACUCGCUCGCGGUUCACUUGCAGCCCCCGAGUGUCAGCCCAGCCCGCGUCACCGUAGCCAUGGACGGUGCAGCGGCCGUACAGGAAGGCCUGUUGGAGGACAGACCCGGCAGUGGGAUCUCGGCUCGCCCCGAGGCCCCCCCAAAGCCCACUGGCUCCCUGACGUCACUGGACCAGUGGGAUGAAGCCCAGUGUGCCGGUGUCGAGGUAAACAGAGCUUCAGAUGAAGGAGGAAGCCAAGGGGCCACCUGUCCGAAUGGGCCGGCGCCACAGUUCCCAGACCCUCCGCUGUCAGUGGGUCCUGAAGCCUCUCCAGGUGUGGCUGAUUUCCAUGACAACCUAAGGAAGUCUCAGGGGACUAGUGCUGAGGGCAGUGUUAGAAAAGAAGCUUUGCAGUCCCUCAGACUCAGUCUUCCUAUGCAAGAAACGCAACUGUGCUCAACAGAGGCUUCACUGCCCCUGGAGAAGGAGGAGCAGGUCCGGCUUCAGGCUCGGAAACGGCUGGAAGAGCAGCUCCAGCAGUACAGGGUGAAGCGCCAGCAGGAAAGAUCAAGUCAACCUGUAACUAAAACGAGACUUUUUAGCACACUUGAUCCUGAACUCAUGUUGAACCCAGAAACCUUACCGAGGGCCAGUGCCGUGGCUAUGACCAAAGAAUAUUCCUUCCUGCGCACCAGCGUCCCUCGGGGGCCGAAGGUGGGCAGCUUAGGGCUCCUGGCACAUCCUAAGGAGAAAAAAAGUUUCAAAUCAAGCAAAAUUCGGUCUCUGGCUGAUUACAGAACUGAAGAUUCAGACGCUCGGAAUUCUGGUGGAAACGUUCCGGCUCCGGACUCUGCCAGGGCCUCCCUGGAGCAGAACCGAGGCAGCGGGACGUCAGUGGUGUCUGAGCUCAGCCUGUGUCCCGAGGCCGACGACCGCCUGGAGGAUGCGUCCCUGACGGGGGACAACGUGUCCGAGGCUGACGGGACCGAGAGUGACAGCUCCUGCUAUAGCAGCGUCUCCGCCCGAGGGAUGGCCGGCCUUCCGGUGAACACGGGGGGCGCGCGCCAGGCCCCCUAUGGGGCCAGCAGCCAGGAGAUCGCCGCCGGCGCCCUGGGCCAGCUCCCCUCCAUCUCGGAUGUCCUCCAGGCCGCAGCCGCCGAGCGCCAAGAGCAGAGGCAGAAGGUCAACGGGGAGACGCGGCGCCGGGCCGACAGCAUCUGCAGCAGCGUGUCCAUGGAAAGCUCGGUUGCUGAAACUCAUGAUGAAAUGUUGCAGGUUCUUAAAGAAAAAAUGAGACUCGAAGGACAGCUGGAAGCUUUAUCGUUAGAGGCUAGUCAGGCACUUAAAGAAAAGGCCGAGCUGCAAGCGCAGCUGGCCGCCCUGCACACGAGGCUGCGGGCACAGCUGGAGCAAAGCCACAGCAGCCAGCAGAGGCAGGACUCGCUCAGUUCGGAGGUGGACACCUUAAAGCAGUCUUGCUGGGACCUCGAGCAGGCAAUGGGCGCUCUGCAGAACAUGCUGGAAGCCAAGAAUGCUAGCCUGGCCUCCUCCAACAGCGACCUGCGGUUGGCAGAGGGGCAGUACCAGCGGCUCGUGGCCAAAGUGGAGGACAUGCAGAGGAGCAUCCUCAGCAAGGACAACACAGUGCAUGACCUGCGGCAGCAGAUGACAGCCUUGCAGAGCCAGCUGCAGCAGGUGCAGCUGGAGCGCACGACGCUGACCAGCAAGCUGAAGGCGUCCCAGGCCGAGAUUGCGUCCCUGCAGAGUGUCCGGCAGUGGUACCAGCAGCAGCUCGCCCUGGCCCAGGAGGCCCGGGUCCGGCUGCAGGGCGAGAUGGCCCACAUCCAGAUCGGACAGAUGAGCCAGGCCGGCCUCCUGGAGCACCUGAAGCUUGAGAAUGUGUCCCUGUCCCACCAGCUGACGGAGACCCAGCAGAGGUCGAUCAAGGAGAAGGAGCGCAUCGCCGCCCAGCUCCAGGGCAUCGAGGCUGACAUGUUGGACCAGGAAGCUGCCUUUGUGCAGAUUCAAGAGGCGAAGACGAUGGUGGAGGAGGACCUGCAGAGGAGGCUGGAGGAGUUUGAAGACGAGAAGGAGCAGCUGCAGAAGACGGUGGCCUCAGCGGCGGCCCUGGAGCAGCAGCUGGAGCAGGUGAAGCUGACUUUGCAUCAGCGAGACCAGCAGCUUGAGGCUUUGCAGCAGGAGCACCUGGACCUGUUGAAGCAGUUCACCUCGACGCAGGAGACGUUGCAGAGCAGGGAGCAGGCCCUCGGGGACCUGCAGGUGCACUGCGACGAGCUGCAGGCCAGGCUGGAUGAGCUGCAGGGGGAGGCCGCCGCCAGGGACGAUGCCAUCCGUUUCCUGCAGAACGAGAAGAUCGUCUUGGAGGUGGCUGUGCAGGCAGCCCAGAGCGGCAGGGAGCAAUUUGAUAGAGACGCAGAACGCCUGGAAGAGGGUGCUCAGGACACGUCAGAAACUUCAGAGCGGUUGACGCGGGCUCUAGCCAUCAAGUGCCGCCAGGUGGAGCACCUGCAGCAAGAAGCUGCCUCCUUGAAGAAGCAGGCGCAGAAGAUAAAGGAGCAGUUUCUUCAACAGAAGGUGAUGGUGGAGGCCUACCGCCGGGACGCCACCUCCAAAGACCAGCUCAUCGGUGAGCUGAAGGCCGCCAAGAGGAGGCUGGACUCGGAGGUGAAGGGGCAGCGGCAGGAGGCCGUCAGGCUGCAAGGGGAGAAGAGGGCCGCGGAGGUGCAGCACUUGCGUCUGCAGAGGGAGGCGUCCCAGGCCCGUCAGCAGGUGGUGGACCUCCAAGGGCACCUGCAGGCCACGCAGAGGGAGCGCGACGAGAUGGAGACGCACUUACAGUCUUUGCAGUUCGAUAAAGAGCAGGUAGCUGCUCUCACGGAGGCCAACGAGGUGCUCAAGAAACAAGUAGAAGAGCUGCAGCAAGAAGCCACGCGGGCCGUCACCGAGCAGAAGCGGAAGCUGAAGCAGCUGGGCUCGGACCUGAGCAGCGCACAGAAGGAGGUGAAGACCAAGCACAAGGCCUACGAGAACGCCGUGGGCAUCCUCAGCCGCCGCCUGCAGGAGGCCCUCGCGGCCAAGGAGGCGGCCGAGGCCGAGCUGAGCCAGCUGAGAGCCCGGGCGGCCGGUGGCAGCGGCAGCGACCACACCCUGCACGAGCGGGUCCAGGCCCUGGAGGCGGAGCUGCAGGCUGUGGGCCACAGCAAGGGGAUGCUGGAGAGAGAGCUCCAGGAGGUCAUCGCGCUGACCGGCCAGCAACUGGAGGAGCAGCGGGAGAGGGUGCUGGAGCUGGAGGACGAGCUGCAAGAGUCCAGAGGCUUCAGGAGGAAGAUAAAGUGCCUUGAGGAGUCGAAUAAGAAGUUGGCUCUGGACUUAGAGCAUGAGAGAGGGAAACUUAUGGGCCUCGGACAGUCCAGCGCGGCCCUGAGGGAACACAACGGCAUCUUAGAGACAGCUUUAGCCAAGAGGGAAGCAGACCUGGUCCAGCUGAACCUGCAGGUGCAGGCAGUUUUGCAGCGCAAAGAGGAGGAGGACCGCCAGAUGAAGCAGCUUGUCCAGGCCUUGCAGGCCGCGCUACAGAAGGAAAAGGUGACGGUGCACAGCCUCGAGGAGCAGGUUGCUGCCGCCCAGGCGGAAGCGGGGCACAACCGCCGCCAUUUUAAGGCCGCCACCUUAGAGCUGAGCGAGGUGAAGAAGGAGCUGCAGGCCAAGGAGCAGGAGGUGCAGCGGCUGCAGGUGGAGGCAGACGGGCUCCAGAUUCAGGAGGGGAAACAUUCCCAGGAAAUAGCACAGUUCCAAGCAGAGCUGGCAGAGGCCCGGACCCAGCUCCAGCUCCUGCAGAAGCAGCUGGAUGAGCAGCUGAGCAAAGAGCCCGCAGGAAACCAAGAGAUGGAAAAUCUCAAAUGGGAGGUGGAUCAGAAAGAGAGAGAAAUCCAGUCCUUGCAGCAGCAGCUGGACUUGACUGAGCGGCAGAGUAAACAGGAGUUGGAUGGAGUACAGCAGUCGUCGCAGAAUAUUAAAUCUGAGCUGGAGAUGGUACGGGAAGAUCUGUCCCUGACCCAGAAAGAUAAAUUCAUGCUUCAAGUUAAAGUGUCGGAACUGAAGAACAACAUGAAGACGCUGCUCCAGCAAAACCAGCAGCUCAAGCUGGACCUGCGGCGGGGAGCAGCCAAGACGAGAAAGGAGCCGAAGGGAGAAGCCAGCUCUUCCAGCCCCGUGACGCCGGUGAAGAUCCCUGACUGCCCCGUGCCGGCCUCGCUUUUGGAGGAGCUGCUGCGGCCCCCACCUGCCGUGAGCAAGGAGCCCCUCAAGAACCUCAACAGCUGCCUCCAGCAACUCAAGCAGGAGAUGGACAGCCUGCAGCGCCAGAUGGAGGCACACGCGGUCACUGUGCACGAGUCGCUGUCCUCGUGGACGCAGGGGGACCCCGCCAGCCCCUCCCGCCCGGGCGAUCGCGCCAACCCCGGAGGAGACGCGGAGCAGCGCGGUCAGAGCAGGGCCGUGAGAGAGCGCUCCGGAGUGGUGCCCGCCGAGCAUCCGCACCCCGAGUGUUUGUAGCUGCCCGCAGGAGUGCUCUCUUCUCCGUGUUAUUUAUCUGACUGUGCGCUCUAUGUCUUUCUAAGAGAUGAAAGUUAAGUUUUACGUAGGCCGUUACAAGGAGUAGAAUAACAGAACGAGAGUCGAGAAUUGAUGAUAGUCUUUUGCAGGUCACAACCAGCUUUUCCCACGAAGUGACCAAAUCUUAAAAACCUAAUUUAGGUCUCAGUGAGACAUUUUGAAUGUGUCUGAAGGGUUAUUUGCAGAAGGAGGUAUCUUAGGCCUGACCGUAGACGCUGCUCUCGGACGGUCGCUGGCGGAGGCCUUGCAUGGCUGCGUGCGGCUUCUCACUUUCCUGUCUGAUUCAGAAAGAGCUUUCCUCCCUGCAGGAGCGAGACUUCGUUUGCACCUUUGGUUUUUAUUUUAUUUUGUUCUGUUUUCAAUAGCCAUCUCUCCAUAGAACGUGUAUAUAAAUACCGGAAAUCAUAAUCUAAUCUUUAAAAAGUAUAUGCUCAUAUUAUUUAAGAAUGACCCGAAUUGUCUUUUUAUUGAUUGCCUUUUGAAAAUCUGCAGUUAGGAAGUAACGUACUUGUAGGAUUUAGGAAUGUCAGAAAAUUAUGUUUUAAGAAAUGUAAUUAUUUUAUUUACCUUCUAAAGCCAAAUAUUCUUAGGCAGAAGUUGUUAUUUUAGUUUCACUUUAUUUUGAGGGUCUUUCCUUGCCAUGAGUGCACAACGCCCACCUGUUUGACCCCUGGCCCUGCAUGGCCUCGCUCACCGUGGCCGACCCCCGGGCAGGCCUGAUGGCCCCCAGGACGCCCACAUAGACACCACGGUCAGCACAUGCUGACCUGACGUGUGAGGCGUGGGGAGAGGCCUCAAGAGAGGAGGGGAGGGGAAGCGAGGAGGAGGAGCAGGGCCAGGGCUCCCGCAGGCUGCAAACCAGGGAGCCGGGCUUCCCCAGGCCUCACACUUCUUUGCCCUUGUGUGGCAGUGUCCACCAGCGCCUGUGUGGUCGUCAAGAGAUAGGCUGGCCUCUGUGUGGUGAGAGCCUUCAGAAGGGUGAGAAGGCCCUUGACCCUCUCAUCUGGAGAGCAGCGAAAGGGGCAGGUCAGCAUGAGAGGGUCUCCUGAGGUUUAUUUGAAAUCAGACACCCCAAGUGUGUGAGGUCCCGCCUAGAGUGACUGUGAGACUCGAGGUUUGUAAGCUUGCCCCUAGUUUGCUAAGAUGAUCUAAAAUAAUGUUUAUUUUUCCAAGUUAGAGAAGAGAGAGAGAGAACGGGUCUGUGUGGCCCCCUGUGCAGGUCGGCUGGUCUGAAGAUGAAGUCUGCGGUGUUACUGAUAAGGCCAGACACGCUCGUGUCACCGCAUCACCUGGGUCUCUCUUGUGGAGAAAACAGCGUGGUGUUUUUAAUCUGCUUGUGUUCUCUCACAGUAUGCUGUUAGAAGGUUAAUUGAUAAGAUUAAAGUAGCAUUAAUCACAAAGAUGUUUAGUGUUUAAAAAAAUUCCCCAGCAAGUAUUGGAACUUCUAAAAUAUGUAUAUCAUUUGUACAGGGUUAAUCUUGGAAACUAUACUUGAAAACUUUAUUCUACUCUUCAUUUUAAGUUGGAAAUCAUUUUCGACAAAAUUGUUUUCGUACCAUUGGAAAAGAAAAAAUGGUAAUUUAUGUUCUUAUUUAUUUUGGCUGCGAUAUCUUUUGUUUUAAUUUUAGAGCCAAGAAAUCACACUUAGCCUCAUUUUGUAGCUGCUUUCUCUCUCCUUGCUGAGGUCUUCCAGAAAAAUCACAGUGUAUCUUCUUCCUUAGGAAAGGAUAAAGGAAUCCUGAGUAUAUCCAUCAAGAGAAAGCCAAUCUCUGUUCCCCGCCCCUUUUUCCUUUGUCGAGUCACCCUCCGUGUGUGUGCGUGCGUGUGCGCGCGUGUACAUGUGCGUGCGUGUGCGUGUGUACGUGCGCGUGUACGUGCGUGCGUGUGCGUGCGUGCGUGUGCGUGUGUGCGUGCGUGCGCCUCCAGCAGCAGCGCCUCGUCUGGGCUCCUGCUGUCAUCCCGUGCCAGCUUCAUCCUCUAGUUCUGUGCGCGCCCGGCCUGCCUCUGGCCUGAGCGCUCUGGCUGCCCCCCCCCCCCCCCUCCAUGUCCUGUGUGUGCCCCUCGUGCUGUCACGUCUGGCCUGUAGUUCCCAAUCAGGGGCCCUUGUGUCCGGGCUUCCUUAACAAAUCACCCUGAAGGGGGAGGUUGGACUGAAUCGCCUGCUCUUGGUUUGCUGCGGGUUUUUACUCUGAGCGGCUUUACUGGUGCUCCUGUCUCCCAGAGCUUGAUUCUUUAGUGAACAGCGUUUGAAAUAUUCUUCCGCUGUGGGCAGAAGUGGGAAUUAGGAACUUCCUCACGGAAAACAGCAGUCAACUCUGGAGCACGUGUAGAAACAAACACAUUUGCUGUUGCGCUGUAUUUGUGUAUGUUGUUCAUCCUGUAUGUCGUGUCCGCACUGGAGAGCAUGUCAGCUUGGACACUUCGUGGUGUUAUGACUUGAUUUUCUUAUGUUCCAAAAAUAACUUACUGCGAGUGGUUAUUGUUGAUUUUUCCACGGUACACAUCAGAUAGAUGCCACGGAUCUUUUAGAUUUACAUGCCUUUGUUCUACUAUUUGGGAGGUGUAACAGGCCGUGUCUUUGAUGAGAUGUGAAACUGGCUCACACUCUGGCCUGGGGUCCAGGUGCCAGGGUGGGCCUCGAGGAAGACAGCCUGUGGAAUGCUGCGUUAGGAAAAUGCUCAUUCAGCUCCUCCUCAGUUUAAAGACUUUUCUUGGUAUAGGGAUACUGCAAAAGCCAUGGGCCUGCAAGGGCACCGUGACAUAUAUUCCUACUUCUCUGAGUAUUUUUUUAACGACAAUUAAAUGUUGUGUGUAAAGAUUGCUAGUAGUGAAAGGGACCAGCGGAUCUGAAAGAGAAAUGUCCUGGAGCAUCCCCAGGGGCUGUGAUGUGCACAGGGCGGGGCCUGUGAGAGUCUCGGGGCCUCACUCAAGUUCACUCACUCCCCGCAGGGUGCCUCUCAGUGUAUGGUGGUCUCAGGUUACAAUAGGAUCCUUGACGGGAAUGCUUCAGAGGAUCUAGAAAACUCGGUGGUUUUAAGUUAUUCAUGUUUAAUAAAAAUUUCCUCAUUAAAAGGGAGUCCUCAGGUUGGGGCUAUUCAGGGGAAAAGUGUCACCAUGCACAAUGAAUUGUAACUUUAAAAAGCAUGUUGAUUUUUUAUAAAUUUAAGUGUGCUUGGGGAUUCCUUGAAUUUUGUGCAAUAAACUAUUUUUU